Molecule: messenger RNA, 1148 nt
Organism: Aedes aegypti (yellow fever mosquito)
Lineage: Eukaryota; Metazoa; Arthropoda; Insecta; Diptera; Culicidae
Product: NADH-cytochrome b5 reductase-like
Exons: 2
Coding region: 86-1117 (343 amino acids)
Molecular function (GO): oxidoreductase activity
Source: RefSeq, a predicted model, not a curated record
GGCACGUUUAGUGCAUCACUUUUUGUAAUGCAGGAGUUACGCUCCGGUGUUACGAUAUUUAUCAGCCACACAAUUUGUACAACGAAUGGCCUCUGAUGAUGAAUUACCCAAAUGCUGUGGAUCCGGAUGUACCAACUGUGUUCUAGAUCGCAAAACUAAGCUCCGAAAGCUACCCUCCAGUCGACCGAGUCUUCUAGACGACGCCGGCUAUCAACCAUUCCAGUGCACCGCAAUUUCGCAAUGCUCGUCCAAUACCUUCUUGUUCCGGUUUCGAUAUUGGUCUUCAUCGGCAGAAACCACCUCCGAUGAUGCCAGCAAGGAGCUUUCGGUACCUCCCGGGAGUCAUUUGAUGCUCCGGGCACCGAGGGACUGGCGACAAGCUGAUCGCCCUUUCAAUCCCAUUUUUGCUGCAUGGCGGAUGCAAUCGAUAGAGAAGCCACGUGUUCAAGAUGGCGGCGCUAAAAAGACUGUUGAGAAAUACGAUAAAAAUGAGCGAGAUCUAUAUUUUAGUCGACCGUAUACUCCGAUUCGUGUGGAUUCGGAUGCGUGUGAGUUCGAUGUGCUGAUAAGGAUGGAAGUUCAUGGGGAAAUGUCCGAAUAUUUGCAGACCAUGCACGUGAAUGAUGUCUCGGAAUGGAAAGGAGUAUAUACCGGGUUCUUAUGGGUACGCAAUGCGAGAAGGAAUCUGCUAUGUAUUGCCCAGGGCGUUGGAUUAGCACCAAUAUAUUCGAUUUUAUCGACCAUAUUGGAUGAUGAGGACGACGAAACAAGACUGAAUUUGAUCUACUGCUGUCGGGACAUCGAAGGGAUUUUGUUGAGAGACAAGCUGCUACAUAUGAGCGCUUAUUGGAACUUCAAAGCAACCAUUUAUCUCUCGCGGGAAGGUUGUUCAUGUGGCGGGAAAACCACGAGGAGUUGUUCGUGUCUGUCAUCGAAAAUAAAGUACGGUGAGAGGAUCUUGAAUCACAGACUGGAGGAAAUUGACAUAGAAAAUUUAUUGCAUAAAUCUGGUCAGCAGGAUUCGCUCCAGGUCCUAAUCUGUGGAGCAGAAUGCUUCACGAAAUUUGUAGAAAAUUGUUUAGCACAGUUGAAUGUAAGAGAAAUUUUUAAAUUUUAAUAAUAAAUAUGAUAUCCUAAAUCAAACUUAA